Messenger RNA from Hippocampus comes (tiger tail seahorse), 2916 nucleotides. It is a transcript of the gene top3b, whose product is annotated as DNA topoisomerase III beta. Gene Ontology annotation, biological process: DNA repair; DNA topological change; DNA recombination. NCBI's taxonomy places the organism in Eukaryota, Metazoa, Chordata, Actinopteri, Syngnathiformes, Syngnathidae. The record is from RefSeq and is a predicted model, not a curated record. Gene Ontology annotation, molecular function: DNA topoisomerase type I (single strand cut, ATP-independent) activity; DNA binding. The coding region runs from base 114 to 2684 and encodes 856 amino acids. Gene Ontology annotation, cellular component: nucleus. The transcript has 18 exons.
CAGUCAAGUUAGAGGAAGAACCGGACGAAGAAGAGCCGUCAAUUCAAUGUAACGACUUGUAACCAGUAACUAUUUGUAUCGCACUUAUUUUAAUUUGUGCUGAGUACACCAAAAUGAAGACGGUUUUGAUGGUGGCAGAAAAACCUUCCCUGGCUCAGUCAAUUGCCAAAAUUCUUUCUAAAGGAACUUGUACAAGCCGAAAGGGGCUCAAUGCAUCAUGCUUUGUGCAUGAGUUCACUGGCAGCUUCCAAGGCCAAACAGCACGUUAUAAGAUGACUUCUGUUUGUGGACAUGUGAUGAGCCUGGAUUUCAUUGCUAAAUACAACAACUGGGAUAAAGUGGACCCCGCAGAACUUUUCAGCAAAGCUCCAACAGAAAAAAAGGAGGUCAACCCCAAGCUCAACAUGGUGAAAUUCCUCCAGGUUGAGGCCAGAGGCUGUGACUACUUGGUUUUAUGGCUGGACUGUGACAAAGAAGGCGAGAACAUCUGUUUUGAGGUUAUGGAGGCUGUACAGCCAGUGAUGAAGGGGGUCGUUUGGGAGCAGACCGUUUACCGUGCCAAAUUCAGCUCCAUUACUGACACUGAUAUCUGGAAAGCUAUGAAUCACCUUGGAGAGCCCAACCGCAAUGAAGCCCUUUCAGUGGAUGCACGCCAGGAACUGGAUUUACGCAUUGGUUGCGCCUUCACUCGGUUCCAAACCAAAUAUUUCCAAGGAAAGUAUGGAAAUCUGGACUCUUCUUUAGUAUCAUUUGGACCCUGCCAGACCCCAACUCUUGGCUUCUGUGUGGAACGUCAUGACAAAAUCCAGUCCUUCAAACCAGAGAACUACUGGGUUAUACAUGCGAAGGUGUUCAAAGGGAAGGACAACCCAUUGACCCUUGAUUGGAAUCGGGUAAAGGUCUUUGACAAAGAGGUGGCCCAAAUGUUUGUGAGCCUGGCCAAAACAUCCAAGGAAGCCCGGGUGGAGUCAGUGACUAAGAAGGAGAAGACUAAGCAGAGACCUCUGGCUUUAAAUACUGUCGAGAUGUUGAGAGUGGCAAGCUCUUCCCUAGGUAUGGGUCCCCAGUACACUAUGCAGAUUGCUGAGCGUUUAUACACACAGGGCUACAUCAGCUAUCCUCGGACGGAAACGACCCACUAUCCAGAAAACUUUGACCUGAAGGGAACCCUGAAGCAGCAGAUCAACUGUCGUUUAUGGGGAGAGGAGGUGAAAAGUCUUCUAUCAAAUGGAAUAAACCAUCCCAAGAAAGGAGUUGAUGUUGGCGAUCAUCCACCUAUAACUCCCAUGCGUGCUGCCUCAGAAGAAGAAUUGGGAAGUGAUGGCUGGCGCCUUUAUGAGUACAUCACAAGACAUUUCAUUGCCACAGUCAGCCAGGACUGCAAGUAUUUGCAGACAACCAUUGUUUUCAGCAUUGGAACUGAAGCUUUCACCUGUAGUGGAAAAACCCUGAUCUCACCAGGUUACACAGCUUUGAUGCCAUGGCAGGGCAUCCCUCUUGAAGAAGCCCUGCCUGUCUGUGAAAGUGGAGACAUUUUUACAGUAGAUGAGAUCAAGUUGGUAGAAAAGCAGACGAGUCCUCCAGACUACUUGACCGAGGCUGAACUCAUCACUCUUAUGGAGAAACACGGCAUCGGUACGGAUGCCAGUAUUCCUGUCCACAUAAACAACAUAUGUCAAAGAAACUAUGUGACAGUCGAGAAUGGACGCAAGUUGAAGCCGACCAGCCUGGGAAUUGUCCUCGUACAUGGCUAUUACAAGAUAGAUGCGGAGCUGGUACUACCAACCAUUCGCAGUGCUGUUGAAAAGCAACUCAAUCUAAUCGCACUUGGUAAAGCCCACUUCCAGCAAGUACUCCAGCAUGCAUUGGAUAUCUUCAAGAGGAAGUUUCACUAUUUUGUGGAUUCCAUAUGUGGCAUGGAUGAAUUGAUGGAAGUCUCCUUUUCACCAAUUGCUGACGCAGGCAAGCCAAUCUCUCGCUGUGGCAAGUGCCGUCGAUUCAUGAAAUUCAUCCAGGCCAAGCCCAGUCGACUGCACUGCUCCCACUGUGAUGAGACAUAUAGUCUACCUCAGAAUGGAGCCAUCAAGCUAUACAAGGAGCUUCGCUGUCCACUGGAUGACUUUGAGCUCCUGCUGUGGACCUCUGGUACCCGAGGCAAAAGUUACCCCCUGUGCCCCUACUGCUUUAGCAACCCGCCUUUCAGGGACAUGAAAAAAAAUGUAGGAUGCAAUGAAUGCACCCAUCCUUCCUGCCAACACUCUCUCAACUCUUUGGGUAUUGGACAGUGUGUGGAGUGUGACAGUGGAGUUUUGGUGCUGGAUCCAACUUCUGGGCCAAAAUGGAAGAUGUCCUGUAAUAGAUGCAACGUCGUCGUACAUUUCUUUGAACAUGCACAUAGAGUGCAGGUUGCUCAAGAGAAUUGCAAUGCCUGCGAUGCCUCCUUGGUCACUGUAGACUUCAAUAAAGCCCGCACUCCACUGCCUGCCGGUGAGACCCAACACACCGGCUGUGUUUUCUGUGAUUCAGUCUUCCAGGGUCUUGUGGAACUUAAACACGCUACCAUGAGGCACCCCAUGCACCGAGGUGGAGGUGCGAGGCGAGGACGAGGGCGAGGCAGGGGACGUCGUGGCCCCCCAAAAAAGCCUAAAGACAAAAUGGCUGAAUUAGCAGCGUACUUUGUAUAGCAGUGUAUUACGUUAUUGUAUUUUUUUUGGACUGAACGUAGAUUUGCACACUGUGGGUGUGUUACCUUUGCAACACACUAACUCGGUGAUUCUCAUCCGGCUUGUUGAGACCAAAAAGUGGCUCAGUUACCGCUGUAUUUACUGUUUUUUUAUUUCAUUGUUUUAUAUUCAUGUCUUAGGUGUGUUUUUCGUACAAAUAUUUACUGUACUUAAGAGGGCCCGACUGAGAGAU